AUGGCCAAGGAAGCCCCCGCCCGCAGCGGGCUGACCAUCGGUAUCAACCGUGGACACAAGACGACUGCUCGCGUUGUUAAACCCCGUGUGUCUCGCACCAAGGGCCACUUGAGCAAGCGCACUGCCUUCGUUCGCGACAUCGUGAAGGAGGUUGCUGGUCUUGCCCCCUACGAGCGCCGAGUCAUUGAACUCCUCCGCAACAGCAAGGACAAGCGUGCACGUAAGCUGGCGAAGAAGAGACUCGGUACCUUCGGUCGUGCCAAGAAGAAGGUCGAUGAGCUCCAAGGUGUGAUCGCCGAGUCCCGCCGCGCCGGUCACUAA
Pseudomassariella vexata is the source of this 321-nucleotide messenger RNA. RefSeq names its product ribosomal protein L36e. The transcript has 4 exons. Lineage: Eukaryota; Fungi; Ascomycota; Sordariomycetes; Amphisphaeriales; Pseudomassariaceae. Gene Ontology annotation, cellular component: cytosolic large ribosomal subunit; ribosome. The coding region runs from base 1 to 321 and encodes 106 amino acids. Gene Ontology annotation, molecular function: structural constituent of ribosome. Gene Ontology annotation, biological process: cytoplasmic translation. The record is from RefSeq and is a predicted model, not a curated record.